ACCUUAGCCUCCCACGUAGCUGGGAUUACAUGCGUAAGCCACCAUGCCCAGCUGUUUUUUGUAUUUUUAGUAGAAAUGGGGUUUCACUGUGUUACCGGGUUCAUCUCAAACUCUGGGCCUCAAGUGAUCUGCCUGCCUUGGCCUACAAAAGUGCUCAGAUUACAGGCCUGAGCCAUUAGCCACCGCACCUGUAAUUGAUUCUGAGGCCAGGCACGAUGGCUCAUGCCUAUAAUCCCAGCACUUUGGGAAGCCCAGGUGGGUGGAUCACUUGAGGUCAGGAGUUUGAGACCAGGCUGGCCAACAUGGUGAAUCCCCAUCUGUACUAAAAAUACAGAAAUUAGCCAGGCAUGGUGGCACAUGCCUGUAAUCCCAGCUACUCACUCAGGAGGCUGAGGCAGGAGAAUCACUUGAGCCCAGGAGGCAGAGGUUACAGUGAGCUAAGAUCACACCACUGCACUCCAGCCUGCGCAACAGAGUGAGACUCUGUUUCAAAAAAGAAAAAAAAAAAAAUUUAUUCUGAGAUAAUCCCAGUUCCCAGUGUGAAACUAUUCCUGCAGUCACUGGAAAAUAAUAACCACUUUCUUGUAAGGAGAUGAAAUUUUGGAGCUCAGAUGCCGUGUUUAUAUUGUUAUUCAGAUGGCCUUUUUAACCUGUGCUUUAAUGGUGAAAGUUGUAGCCACUGAUGUGUGUACCACAAUGGCAUUGGCUAAGUUGCUCUUCCUUUGAGAUAGAUGUCAAUGUGAUUAAAGAAAUUGAGUACACCUUAGCAUAUGAAUUAAGAAACAUAUUGACAUAGUGAUCCUCAUAGUGACAUAGAUCAGCAGGACUUGUGUUCUGAGCACUGGUCAUGACCCUGCUCAUGAUGAAACAGGAUCUGGUCAAAACAGGAUGCACUAAAGAAACCAGUUGAAAGCAGUAAAACUAAGAUGGCAAGAAUAUGAACUCUAGUUACCCUCAUUGCCUCACUGCUCAUUAUAUGCUCAUUAUAAUGCACUAGCAUGCUAAAAGACACUCCCACCAGCACCAUGGCCGUUUACAAAUGCUAUGGCAAUGCCCAGAAGCUACCUCAUGUAGUUUAAAAGAGAAGGAACCCCUGGUUCUGGGAACUCCCCACUCUUUUUCUAGAAAGUUCAUGAAUAACCCACCUCUUAUUUAGCACAUAAUUAAGGAGUAGCUAUAAAUAUAGCUAGCCAACAAUCCACGGGUGCUACUUUGCCUGUGGAGUAGCCCUGCUGUGUCUGUGGAGCAGCCAUUUUCCUGUACUCUGUUGCUCUCCUAAACUUGCUUUGCCUUCACUUUACACUCUUGGCUUGCUCUUGAAUUAUUUCCUUUAUGAAGCCAGGAACCCUCCUGGAUUGAGCCCCAAUUUUGGGAUUUGCUAGCAUCACUAGAGCAAUUUUCUGUGGGAACCAGUGGCCAACUGCCAGCUUCACUACCUGCUUCAGGGUGUACCAACGUCCGUCUAUUUCCCUGUGAUUAGAUCUUUAUUAUUAUUUUAUUUUUUUGAGACGGAGUCUAGCUCUGUCGCCAGGCUGGAGUGCAGUCGUGCGAUCUCAGCUCAUUGCAACCUCUGCCUCCAGAGUUCAGGCGAUUGUCCUGCCUCAGCCUCCCGAGUAGCUGGGACUACAGGUGUCUGCCACCAUGCCCAGCAAUUUUUUUAACAUGGGUUUUGCUGUGUUAGCCAGGAUGGUCUUGAUCUCCUGACUUCAUGAUCUGUCCACCUCGGCCUCCCAAAGUGCUGGGAUUACAGGCAUGAGCCACCGUGCCUGGCUAAUUUUUGUAUUUUUAUUAGAGAUGGGGUUUCACCAUAUUGGUCAGGCUGGUCUCCAACUCCUGACCUCAUGAUCCACCUGACUCAGCCUCCCAAAGUGUUGGGAUUAUAGGCAUGAGCCACCGCACCCAGCAAUUUAUUUAUUUUUUAUUUUUUAUUUUUUUUGAGACAGAGUCUCACUCCUGUUGCCCAGGCUGGAGUGCAAUGGCAUGAUCUCGACUCAUCGCAACCUCCACCUCCAGGGUUCAAGUAAUUCUCCUACCUCAGCCUCCCGAGUAGCUGGAAUUGGAGGCAUGCAGCACCAUGCCUGGAAAAAUUUUGUACUUUCAGUAGAGACACGGUUUCUCCAUGUUGGCCAGGCUGGUCUCGAACUCCCGACCUCAGGUGAUCCACCUGCCUUGGCCUCCCAAAGUGCUGGGAUUACAGGUGUGAGCCACCAUGUCUGGCCUUUAUUUUUGUUUUUUGUGGGUAUAUAGUAGUGUAUAUAUUUGUAGAUUACAUUAGAUAUUUUGAUGUAGCCAUGCCAUAUGUGAUAAUCACAUAGGGUAAAUGGGGUCUCAGUCACCUCAACAUUUAUCCUCUAUAUUAUAAACAGUCCAGUUAUACUCUUUUAGUUAUUUUUAAAUAUAUGAUUACAUUAUUUUGACUACAGCCACCCUGUUAUGGUAGCAAAUAUUAGGUCUUAUACAUUUUUUCUAACUGUUUUUUGUACCCAUCCUGUCAUUAUGUCUUAUGGAGAAUUUUCUUUUGUUCCCAACAAAACAAUGAAACUCGCAAAACUGACUGUAAUGAUUCAGUCUACGUGAAUUUAAAGAGCAAUCAAUACUUAAUGUUCUCAGCUCUGAGUGCACACAUUGUAAGUCUGAAUGAUGCCAAUGAUAUGGCCACUUAGAUAAGUAAAGUUUGGGAGCAUCUCAAAUAGUAUUUUUAUUCUCUGGGUGCAGGAUGAGCUUCCUAGAGUCUGAUGUGAUACCUAUUUGAUGCUUUUACAAAGAAUCAAUAGUCUUCCUCCCUUGAGGUGUGAGCAGGGCUUUCAAAGGCAGCCCUCAGAGUGUGACAUAGUCUGCAUUCGGUUUGCUCUUGGAGGAUACCACAAUUGUUGGCUGAGAGCUCUGGGAAGUACUUUACCCAGAAGGUGCUAGUUGCAAGGCCCAGGAUGAGGGACUUCUGGGCAUGCUUGUCAGGCCAGGGUGUACUGGGUUGGGACUGAGAAGGCACAAGAGGAGUAGUCAUCUCUGCUCCCAAGUGGCAGGUCUGAGGCUCAUAGGCACUGGCUGGGGUGAUGCCUGCUCCACCCACAGUUGAUGGCAGCAGCCACACUGAGGGACCUAGCUCAGGUAAAUGCUGUGUAUUACAGGCUUCACCCCAGGUAGAGUAAUACAGGUAGAGGAACCAAUAGGUGCAAAGGCUUGGAGGUGCAUCUGAGCCAUGAACAUUUCAGAACCUGGUAACCAUGUUGUGUCCUGGAAAGUGGGGAACUACAUUACCCAGAAAGCUCUGCGUUAAACGACAGCCGGUCAGAGCCAGUGAGCACUCGGAAAGAAGGCAUUUCCACGUGUGCACGUAACGUAAGGCCGAGACUUCCGGGGUCUCUAGUAGCGGCUGUGUAUCGGUGACGCGGGUGUUUCCCCAGUUUGUGGCCCCUGAGUGCUGGGUGGGACCGCGGUGACUGAACCUAGAAGGUGGAGAGGAAUCCUCCUCAGUGCCCAGAGGCGGCUCUGCAGCCCCGUGACGGCGACCACUGCUCCCAGGCCGUGCUUCCCCAAGUAGUCCGAUGGCAGCGGCUGCGCCGAGGCGCCCGACUCAGCAGGGCACUGUGACCUUUGAAGAUGUGGCUGUGAACUUUUCCCAGGAGGAGUGGUGUCUUCUUAGUGAGGUUCAGAGGUGCUUGUACCGUGAUGUGAUGCUAGAGAACCUGGCUCUCAUAUCCUCGCUGGGUUGUUGGUGUGGAUCAAAAGAUGAGGAGGCACCUUGUAAGCAGAGCAUUUCUGUACAAAGAGAGUCUCAGAGCAGGACUCCUAGGGCAGGUGUUUCUCCUAAGAAGGCUCACCCCUGUGAAAUGUGUGGCCUCAUCUUGGAGGAUGUUUUUCACUUUGCUGACCACCAGGAAACUCAUCACAAGCAGAAGCUGAACAGGAGUGGAGCAUGUGGAAAAAACUUGGAUGACACUGCAAACCUUCAUCACCACCAGAAGCAGCAUAUUGGAGAGAAAUUCUACAGAAAGAAUGUCAGAGAAGCAUCAUUUGUAAAGAAACGUAAGCUCAGGGUGUCACAGGAGCCAUUUGUCUUCCGCGAGUUUGGGGAGGACGUUCUGCCCAGUUCAGGAUUAUGCCAAGAAGCCGCCGCUUACCCUGUAGAGAAGACAGAUAGUGAAACUACGCAUGGCCCACCCUUUCAGGAGGGAAAAACUAAUUACAGGUGUGGAAAACGCACAAAAGCCUUCAGCACCAAACACUCAGUUAUUCCACACCAGAAACUUUUCACUAGAGAUGGAUGUUAUGUGUGCAGUGAUUGUGGAAAAUCCUUUAGCAGAUAUGUCAGCUUCAGUAAUCAUCAGCAAGAUCACACUGGAAAAGGACCUUAUGAUUGUGGAGAGUGUGGGAAAUCUUAUAGUCGAAAGAGCAGCCUUAUUCAACAUCAGCGAGUCCACACUGGAAAGACAGCUUAUCCCUGUGAGGAAUGCGGGAAGUCUUUUAGUCAGAAGGGCAGCCUUAUUAGCCAUCAGCGUGUUCACACUGGAGAAGGGCCUUAUGAGUGUGGAGAAUGUGGGAAAUCUUUUGAUCAAAAGGGUAACCUCAUUCAACAUCAGCGAGGUCACACUGGAGAGAGAGCUUAUCACUGUGGGGAAUGUGGGAAAUCUUUUCGUCAGAAGUUUUGCCUUAUUAACCAUCAGCGUGUUCAUACUGGAGAAAGGCCUUACAAGUGUGGAGAAUGUGGGAAAUCUUUUGGUCAAAAGGGCAACCUCGUUCACCAUCAGCGAGGUCACACUGGAGAAAGGCCCUAUGAGUGCAAGGAAUGUGGGAAAUCAUUUAGGUACAGAUCCCACCUCACUGAACACCAGAGACUUCACACUGGGGAAAGACCUUACAAUUGUAGGGAAUGUGGGAAAUUAUUUAACAGGAAGUAUCAUCUUCUUGUUCAUGAGAGAGUUCACACUGGAGAAAGGCCAUAUGAGUGUGAGGUAUGUGGGAAACUAUUUGGCAAUAAGCACAGCGUGACUAUACAUCAGAGGAUUCACACUGGAGAAAGGCCGUAUGAAUGCAGUGAAUGUGGUAAAUCAUUUCUUUCCAGCUCUGCGCUUCAUGUUCAUAAAAGAGUUCAUUCUGGACAAAAGCCUUACAAGUGCAGUGAAUGUGGAAAAUCCUUUUCUGAAUGUUCCAGUCUCAUUAAACACAGAAGAAUUCAUACUGGAGAAAGGCCUUAUGAAUGCACCAAAUGUGGAAAAACAUUUCAGCGAAGCUCUACCCUCCUUCAUCAUCAGAGUUCACACAGGAGAAAGGCCUUAUGAGUGCUGUCAAUGUGGGAAACACCAGAAUGUCUGCUGUCCUCGGUCUUAAGCGACUUUGCGUUGAGAUGGAGUCUUGUUCUGUCACCCAGGCUGGAGUGCAGUGGUGCAGUCUUGGCUCGCUGCAACUUGCGCCUCCCGGGUUCAUGCAAUCCUCCUGCCUCAGCCUCCUGAGUAGCUGGGAUUAUGAGUACACACCACCACGCCCAGCUAAUUUUUGUGUUUUUAGUGGAGAUGGGGUUUUACCAUGUUGGCCAGGCUGGUCUCAAACUCCUGACCUCAAGUGAUCCACCCACCUUGACUCCCAAAGUGCUGAAAUUACAGGCAUGAGCCUCUGCACCUGGCCUUCAUUCUUUUCGUAUUGCUUAGAAUAUGACAUGCUGAAUCAGGCAUGGUGGCUCAUGCUUGUAAACCUGAUGCUUUGGGAGGACAAGGUGGUUCAUUGGAGGCCAGGAGUUAGAGAUCAGCCUGGGCAACAUAGCCGGACCUUCUCUCUACAAAAAGAAAAAAGAAUGACAUGCUUCUUGUUUUUGUCAGUUAUAAAUGAAACUGCUAUAUUUGAAUGCAGUUGUUCAUGUAGGUAUGUUUCACUACGGUAAUCUGGUGGUGUGCAGUGCCUGAGUCACGUGAUAGAUUAAAGUACAACUCUUUUUUGAGACAGAGUCUCACUCUGUCACCCAAGCUGGAGUUAGGUGGCAUGAUUUCGGCUCACUGCAGCCUCUGCCUCCCAAGUUCAACUGAUUCUCCUGCCUCAGCCUCCCGAGUAGCAGGGAUUACCGGUGUGCACCACCAUGCCUGGAUAACUUUUUUUUUAAUUUUUAUUAGCAAUGGGGUUUCACCAUGCUGGCCAGGCUUGUUAUGAACUGACCUCAAGUGAUCUGCCCGCCUCAGCUUCUGAGGUGUGACCUACUGUGCUUGGCCUAAUGUACAACUUUUUAAGCAAUGCCAAACUAUGACUUAAGAAUGAAAUUAUUGCUUGUUUGUAUAUCUAUCUACCAUCAGUGUCCAAGAAUUUCUGUUCUAUCUUACCAAGAGGGAGUACGGUUAGUAUUUGAAAUUGUUUAUUAUUUUAAUAAGUGGUUAUAACUUUUUGAGUCAGUGGUUUAUGUUUUGCUUUUUUUUUUUUGUUUUGAGACAAAGUCUCACUCUGUUUCCCAGGCUAGAGUACUGUGGCACAAUCUCAGCUCAUUGCAACCUCUGCUUCCUGGGCUCAAGCACUCUGCCCACCUCAGCCUCCAGAGUAGCUGGAAAUACAGGUAUGCACCACCACAACUGGAUAACUUUUGUAUUUUCUGUAGAGAGGGUUUUACCUUUUUGCCCAGUCUGAUCGCGAACUCCUGGGCUCAGGUGAUCCACUUGCCUAGGCCUCCAAAAGUGCUUGGUCUACAGGUAUGAGGCACCCUGCCUGGCCUCACCUGUAGGCUUGUUUUUUAAAAUGAAUUUUAUCUAUUUCCCAUUUCAUUAAGAUAUUUAAAAAUAAUGAAAUAACAAAGACGUAUGUUGGACUUCAUUCAUUCUUCAGUGAUGUCACUUUGCUGCAAGGAAUAUUUGGUUUUCUUUUUUUUUCUUUUUUCAGAUGGAGUCUAGCUCUGUCUCCUAAGCUACAGUGAAGUGGCAUGAUCUCAGCCCACUGCAACCUCCACCUCCUGUGUUCAAGCGAUUCUGCCUCAGCCUCCUGAGUAGCUGGGACUACAGGCAUGUGCCAUUAUACCUGGCUAAUUUUAUUUAUUUAUUUCAGUAGAGAUGGGGUUUCACCAUGUUACCCAGGCUGCUCUCUACCUUCUGAGCUCAAGUGAUCCACCUGCCUCGGCCUCCCGAAGUGCUGGGAUUACAGGUGUCAGCCACUGUACCUGGCUGAAUACUUGGUUUUCAGUACCACAAGAACUAUGAGCUGGUUAUCCACUUCAUGUGGAAUCAUGAGCGUCCCAAAGUGACAAUACAUAUAGAUUGCCAGGCAGUGAAACAGUUAAGAUGCCACCAUAGCUUUCUUUUCAACAUCUUUCUAAGAUUACCUUACUAUUUCUUUUGUUCCAAGUUUGUAUUUCCUCAGAGUUCUCACAUAUGGAAAGGAUACACACUUUAUAGAAACAAGAACUUGAUGUUAUCCAAGUUCUAGGAUAGCCAUGAGCUCCAAUUAUCUCAGAGCUCUGAGUCCUCUACUCAAUACCCAUUGAGAUUUAUGUGUUCUGAGGCUUUUGUCUUCUAGCUACUUAUGUCGUUCUCCAUGGGUAACGUCAUUCAUCCACAUUAACUAAUUUCCUCACUCCAAGCUCUUUUCUAGAGAUAAUCUCCAAGCCCUGUGCAGAAACUGUCAUUGCACUUUCUGCUGAAAUGGCAGUUUCUUGCCAGCAAGGUGAGAUUAUGGAAUCCAGAAUCUUUUUUCAGGGGUCACAUGCCCAUUUCCCCACUUGCAUGAAUGUCGACACUGCAGCCACAGUUUUGGCCAUAAAUGUGAAUUUGGCAAGUAACCACUGUUCCCAGGGAAAUGUCCCAAUCAGAAGAAGAUUAUCUGGGACACUGAUACUGACAGGGAGAUGGGACAUUCUGAGGGACCCGGAGGCAGGGUGCCACCUCCUCACCUUCCCUGAGGGCUGCCUAGAAUCUCUGUUUCCUCUCUGAAUUAUUCUUCCUCUUAUGGCUUACCAAAAACAUGGAACCUCACAAAGUCCACUGUAACAGCUUUAUAUUUGUAAAGUGAAGAACAUGAAGACAGUUUCAAUCAAAGUUAUUGAGUGGACACUUUGUGUUUUUUUUUUUUUUUUGAGAAGUCUCACUCUUUCACCCAGGCUGGAGUGCAGUGGCAUGAUCUCGGCUCACUGCAACUCCACCUCCCAGGUUCACGCCAUUCUCUUGCCUCAGCCUCCUGAGUAGCUGGGACCACAAGCGCCCACCACGUCAGCUUAAUUUUUUUGUUUUGUUUCUUGAGACAGAGUCUUGCUCUGUUGCCCAGGUUGGAGUGCCGUGUCGCAAUCUCAGCUCACUGCAACUUCUACCUCCUGGAUUCAAGCACUUCUCCUUGCCUCAGCCACCUCAUUAGCUGGGAUUACAGGUGCGUGCCACCACACCCAGCUAAUUUUUGUAUUUUUAGCAAAGACCAGGUUUCACCAUGUUGGUCAGGCUGGUCUCAAACUCCUGACCCCGUGAUCCACCCACCUCGGCCUCCCAAAGUGCUGGAAUUACAGGCGUGAGCCACUGCACCUGGCCUGUAUUGUUUUCUUUAGUAGAGACAGGGUUUUACUGUAUUUGCCAGGAUGGUCUCGAUCUCCAGACCUCGUGAUCCGCCCGCCUUAGCCUCCCAAAGUGCUGGGAUUAUAGGCGUGAGCCAACACGCCCUGGCCACUUCGUGUCUUUGCAACAUUUUUUAGAUAUGUAUUUGUGUUUUUUGGGGAGCUUAAUUUGCUAAUGGAAUCUCUGUUAUUUUCCUAACAUGCUUGGUGGAUACAAGAGUUAAGACUUCCUGUCCCGUUUAGUGUAACAAAAGAAAGUUAAGAAAUGUGGAUAAAAGAUUGUAAGUUAGAAAUGGCAAGAUAAUCAGCUAUAUGAAGAAUCUUGGCCAGGUGUGGUGGCUGAGGCCUGUAAUCCCACCACUUUGGGAGGCUGAGGUGGGCGGAUCACAAGGUCAGGAGUUCAAGACCACCCUGGCCAAUAUUGUGAAUUCCUGUCUCUACUAAAAAUACAAAAAUUAGUCGGGCAUGGUGGCGGGUGCCUGUAGUCCGAGCUACUCGGGAGGCUGAGGCCGGAAAAUCGGUUGAACCUGGGAGGUGGAAGGUGCACUGAGCCAAUAUCACACCAGUGCACCCCAACCUGGUGACAGAGAGACAAAUCAUCUCAAAAAAAAAAAAAUCUCAAUCCAUAAAUGUUUAUAACUUUAUAACAGCAUGUUAUAUGGGCUUAGAUAUUAUCCCUAAAAAAAAUUUUUUUUUUUUUUUUUUUGAGACAGAGUCUCACUCUGUCACCCAGGCUGAAGUGCAAUGGCAUGGUCUCGGCUCACUGCAACCUCCGCUUCCCAGGUUCAAGUGAUUCUCUUGCCUCAGCCUCCCGAGUAGCUGGGGCCUAUAGGUUCCCUCCACCACGCCCAGCUAAUUUUUGUAUUUUUAGUAGAGAUGGGCUUUCACUACGUUAGCCAGGCUGGUCUCAAACUCCUGACUUCAUGAUCCACCCCCCUCGGCCUCCUACAGUGCUGGGAUUACAGGUAUCUGCUACCGCACCCCGCUUAUCCCUAGAAAUCCUAUGAUAGCAUGAUGUAUAGGCACCUAAAGGCAUGGCACUUGAGAAAUGUGAAUAAAAGAUUGUAAAUUACAAAUAGCAAGGUACAGUCAGAUGUUAACAGUCUCAACCCCUAAAUGUCACCUUGUAUUACAGCAUGUUAUAUAAGCACAUACAGGCACAUACAUGAAAUAGUGAUACUUCAUUCUCAGUAGUAGUUUUCAUCCUUCUCACUGGAAAGAUCUUUGAUGAUUUUUAAUCAACAUAGGAGUUUCAAUGAUAUCUAGAAGUUUAAAAGGGCUUGUUCAAACAAAUUAUGACCACACACAGUGAAGAGUAUGUUUGUCUCUUGUGGUGUAAAUUUUUUUUUAUUACACCAAAUUAUGUUCACACAAAACCUUUGUAAUCAGGGGGAAUUAAAGAGCCUUCCUGGAAAAUGGAGGUUGCAAUCAGCCGAGAUGGUGCCAUCGCACUCUAGCCUGGGGAAUAGAGUGAGACCCUGCCUCAAAAAAAACAAAAAAAUUCUUUAUUUUCUCCAUAAACUACAGUUUAUAUAAGCAAAACUUUCAGUACUAAGCAAUUUUAGUCUCUGCAGUCUCUUGUCUUGAAUUAAUACAACUUUUGUUAAUUCUCUUAUGAAGUUAAUCUUCCUGCUUGUAUGUGAAUUAAAUAUAUGUCAAACUUUUUGUACAAAAGAUUCAUACCUCUUUCCUGUUUGAAAUUAUUUUACUGUGUUUCAUCAAUCUAAUGUUUAUUUUUAUUACACCAGUAAUUUCCUCAUUGUGUUGAAUCUUACAGUGGCUUACAAAUCGACAUGUACCUAGAAAUGUUUAGCCAGUCCAUGUAUAUUUGAUGUGGCACAUUUUUUCCUUUGAAUCACAUACUCUAAGAGAAGUAACUUCCUCUUGCUAACCUCUACUUUCCCUAAGUGUUGAAUUAAUCCUCUUUAGAUGAUUAUAAUUCUCUUUUCAACACAUAGCUAGAAAGAAUCUAUAAAGAAGAACUUUCCUGGCUGGGUGUGGUGGCUCAUGCCUGUAAUCCCAGCACUUCAGGAGGCCGAGGUGGGUGGAUCACGAGGUCAGGAGUUCCAGACCAGCCUGACCAACAUGGUUAAACCAUGUCUUUACUAAAAAUGCAAAAAUUAGCUGGGUGUGGUGGUGCGUACCUGUAAUCCCAGCUACUCAGGAGGCUGAGGCAUAGAAUUGCUUGAACCUGGCAGGCGGAGGUUGCAGUGAGUUGAGAUCGUGGCACUGCACUACAGCAUGGGCAACAGAGCAAGACUGUCUCAAAAAAAAAAAAAAAGAAAUCACAGUCCAUGUCUGAGGGGUGUACGUUGCUUAUCAAUUUGGAGAGAAAAUAAUAGAUAAUGUAAUACAAUGUUAAAAUAGAUUAAAAAUUGAGAUAGAAAAACUGCUCAAUUUAUGCUUCACAUAAAAUUGAAAAUUAAAUCAAGUCUACACAUAAAGGCAUUUUAUAUAUAUAUAUAUAUACAUAUAUGUGUGUGUGUAUAUGUACACACAUAUAUACGUAUAUAUGUGUAUACACACACAUAUACAUGAUUUUUAUGUUAUUUUUGGAGACAGAAUCUUGCUCUGCUGCCCAGGCUGGAAUGCAGUAGCAUGAUCAUGGCUCACUGCAGCCUUGACCACCCCCAGGGUUCAAGUGAUCCUGCCACCUCAGCCUGCUGGGUAGCUGGGACUACAGACAGGCACCCUGCCUGGCUAAUUUUUGCAUUUUUUGUGGACACAGGGUUUUGCCAUGUUGCCGAGGCUGGUCUCAAUCUCCUCGGCUCAAGUCAACAGCCUGCCUCUCUCUCCCAAUGUGUUGGGAUUACAGGAAUAAACUACUAUGCCCAACUCAAGAUUAUUUUUUAAAUGGUUUAUUUUCUUAGUAAAUUGGGGUGCACAAGUCAUUAAAAGCAAGGAUUAAAUUUAAAGGGAAAAAUUUGUUUUACUUUUCUACAGAAAAUUAAAACCAAAGCACAUUAAAAGUGACAACACGGCCGGGCACAGUGACUCACACCUGUAAUCCCAGCACUUUGGGAGGACGAGGUGGGCGGAUCACGAGGUCAGGAGAUCGAGACCAUCCUGGCUAACACAGUGAAACCCCAUCUCUACUAAAAAUACAGAAAGUUAGCCAGGUGUGGUGGCACGUGCCUGUCGUCCCAGCUACUCAGGAGGCUGAGGCAGGAGAAUGGCAUGAACCCAGGAGGUGGAGUUUGCAGUGAGCCAAGAUCAUGCCACUGCACUCCAGCCUGGGCGACAGAGCGAGACUCUGUCUCAAAAAACAAAAAAACAACCCAAGAUGGAAAUGACAAAAAUUACUUAAAAUGUGCAACAUAAAAGGUAGUCAUUUAGGCUGGGUGCAGUGGUUCAUGCCUGUAAUCCCACUUUGGGAGGCCAAGACAGGUGGGUCACUUGAGGACAGGAGUUCGAGACCAGUCAGGCCAAUACCGUCUCUGUCUCUACUAAAAAUCCAAAAAUUAGCUGGAUGUGGUAUCAUGCACCUGUAAUCCCAGCUGUUUGGGAGGCUGAGGCACGAGAAUCGCUUGAAUGCAGGAGCAGAGGUUGCAGUAAGCUGUGAUCAUGCCAUUGCCCUCCAGCCUAGGCAACAGAGCUAGACCCUUGUCUUAAAAAAAAAAAAAAAAAGGAAAGGAGUCAUCUAUAAUUUUACUACUUAUACAGAUUACAUUGAGAUAAAUCAUAAAAUAUUAGGCAAAACUUUAAAACAAUUUUUAACUAUCCAGUAUAUCAAAGAGAGAUGCCACACAUUGUAUUUGUUUGCAAGAAUGUCAUUGUGAUUACAAAACUGACCACUAACCAUUCAGUUGAAGUUGACUGAGAACUUAAAACUUUCCGUCUAUGGCCAUACCACCCUGAACGUGCCCGAUCUCGUCUGAUCUCGGAAGCUAAGCAGGGUCGGGCCUGGUUACUACUUGGAUGGGAGAACUUAAAACUAUUUCCUUUUUUUUUUUUUUUUUUUUGAGAUGGAGCCUCACUUUGUCGCCCAGGCUGGAGUGCAGUGGCGUGAUCUCGGCUCACUGCAACCUCCAUCUCCUGGGUUCAAGUGAUUCUCUUGCCUCAGCCUCCCAAGUAGCUGGGAUUACAGGUGUGUGCCACUAAGCCCGGCUCAUUUUUGUAUUUUUAGUAGAGACGGGGUUUCACCAUGUUGGCCAGAGCCACCGCAUUAUUUUUCAGCCAGGUGCGGUGGCUCACGCCUGUAAUCCCGCACUUUGGGAGGCCAAGGUGGGUGGAUCACCUGAAGUUGGGAGUUCGAGACCAGCCCGAUCAACUUUGAAGAAACCCUGUCUCUACUAAAAAUACAAAAACCUAGCCGGGUGUGGUGGCACGUGUCUGUAAUCCCAGCUACUCGGGAGGCUGAGGCAAGAGGAUGGCUUGAACCCAGGAGGCAGAGGUUGUGGUGAGCCGAGAUCACAGCACUGCACUCCAGCCUGGGUGACAAGAGCAAGACUCCGUCUCAAAAUAAAUAAAAAUAAAAAAUAAACAUGAUGAUCACAGAUGCAGUCAGAUUUUCUGAGUUCUUGUCUCUCUGCCAGUGCCACCCAGAUAGCCUCACAAAACUUUGACCCAGCCACUGUUAGUGUCGCCACCGCCCAUAAAGGAGCUGAGCCCUACUGCCUGGGGCCCUGUAGGCAAAAGGCUACAGCAGGAGCUGAUGACCCUCAUGAUGCCUGGUGACAAAAGAAUUUCUGCCUGCCCUGAAAGCCUUAUCAAAUGGACACCAUCCAUGAAGCAGCUGGCACAGUGUAUGAAGAUCUGAGGUAUAAGCUCUUGCUGGAGUUCCUCAAUGACUACCCACCCUUACGAUGCACCAACAGUGAAGUUCCUCACACCCUGCUACCACCCUAACGUGGACACCCAGGGUAACAUAUGCCUGGACAUCCUGAAGGAGAAGUGGUCUGCCCUGUAUGAUAUCAGGACCAUCCUGCUCUCUAUCCAGUGCCUGCUAGGACAACUCAACAUUGAUAGCCCUUUGAACACACAUGCUACCAAGCUCUGGGAAAACCCCAUGGCUUUAAGAAGUACCUGCAAGGGCCAGGCGCAGUGGCUCACACCUGUAAUCCCAGCACGUUGGGAGGCCGAGGUGGGUGGAUCACCUGACGUAGAGUCCAAGGCCUGACAAACAUGGAGAAACGUCAUCCCUAUUUUAAAAAAUAAAAAAAUUAGCCAAGUGUGGUGGUGCAUGCCUGUAAUCCCAGCUACUCGGGAGGCUGAGGCAGGAGAAUCACUUGAACCUGGGAGGUGGAGGUUGCAGUGAGCCGAGAUCUCGCUAUUGCACUCCAGCCUGGGCAACAAGAGUGAAACUCUGCCUCAAAAAAAAAAAUAAACAAAUAAAUAAAUAAAUAAAAAUAAAAAUAAGGAAGUACCUGCAAGAAAGCUACUCAAAGUAGGUCACCAGCCAGGAGCUCUGACCCAGGCUGCCCAGCCUAUCCUUGUGUUGUCUUUUUAAUUUUUCCUUAGAUGGUCUGCCCUUUCCGUGAUUUCUGUGUAGAACUCUGUAUCUUGAGCUGUGGUACUAUUUUUCUUUUGUCUUUUAAUUUAAGCCUUGGUGGAGCCCUUGUGAUGAAUAUUAAAUAGAUACAUUUUGGGCUGGGUGUGGUGCCUCUAGCCUGUAAUCCCAGCACUUUGGGAGGCCGAGGCAGGCGAAUCGUGAGGUCAGGAGAUCGAGACCAUCCUGCCUAACACGGUGAAACCUCGUCUCUCCUAAAAUACAAAAAAAUUAGCCGGGCGUGGUGGCGGGUGCCUAUAGUCCCAGCUGCUCGGGAGGCUGAGGCAGGAGAAUGGCAUGAACCCGGGAGGCGGAGUUUGCAGUGAGCUGAGAUUGCACCACUGCACUCCAGGCUGGGCACAAAGCAAGACUCCAUCUCAAAAAAAAAAAAAAAAAAAGACAAAAAGAAAACAUUUUGGUCAUUAAAAAACAAAAAAAAUGAUACGAGAGAGCACCCAGGGAUUAUAAGAGGAAACACUUUAUUACAUCACUCAUCUAACAUUCCAGAAAAUGGAAAGUACUCUACUGUACAGCAAAGUAAAUCAUUGGUUGUCUGGAGAACAGAAAGAAAGCCUUUAUAAAAAGGUUCCAGGUAAAUAUAAAGGUGUUAAGUUCAUUAUUGUGACUAUGUUAAUGGUUUCAUGGGAUUAUAUGAAACUCAAGAUUUAUCACAUACUACAGCUUAAAUAUGCAUAGUUUACUGAAUGUCAUUUAUAACUCAUCACAGCUUUAAAAUAUACUUCAGACUGGCAGCAGUGGCUCACACCUGUAUUCCCACCACUCUGGGAGGCUGAGGCAGGCAUAUCACCUGAGGUCAGGAGUCCAAGCUCAGCCUGGCCAACAUGGCAAAACUCCGUCUCUACUAAAAAUACAAAACUUGGCCGGGCAUGGUGGCACAUGCUUCCAGUCCCACCUACAUGGGAGGCUGAGCUAGGAGAAUUGCUUGAACCUAGGGGGUAGAGGUUGCAAUGAGCCAAGGUCAUGCCACUGCACUCCAGCCUGGGUGACAGUGAGACUGUGUCUCAAAAAAAAAAAAAAAAAAAAAAAAAGGUUGGGCACGGUGGCUCAUGCCUGUAAUCCCAGCACUUUGGGAGGCCAAGGCAGGCGGAUCACAAGGUCAGGAGAUCGAGACCAUCCUAGUUAACAUGGUGAAACCCCGUCUCUAGUAAAGAUACAAAAAAUUAGCUGGGCAUGGUGGCGGGCACCUGUAGUCCCAGCUACUCGGGAGGCUGAGGCAGAAGAAUGGUGUGAACCCAGGAGGCGGAGCUUGCAGUGAGCAGAGAUCGUGCCGCUGCACUCCAUCCAGUCUGGGCAACAGAGCAAGACUCCGUCUCAAAAUAAAUAAUAAUAAUAAUAAAAAAAUGCAGUUCAAAAGAAAAAUAUAGAUUUACCAUUAUUUUUGGAAAAUAGGUUUGGCAACUCUAUACUGACUACACCAAUUCUUCUCAUGCCCUAAGUGGGAAAACUAGCCUCCACGGUAGCAAAUAUUGAUGUGGCACUAAGGCCAUUUCCACCUCAUUAACUGGCUGGCUGGUCACAAAGGCCACAUCACUGAACUGAGAUCUCCCUUCUCCCUAUCAUCUUCCUCCUGCUAAUGCAGGAAUGACCUUGAGAAGAACAGCCCAGAAUGAGUACAGGAAUUCACAAAACCUUUAGAUUAUUUCCUCUGACAAUGGCCUCAACAAUACAACAUUCAUCAUUAUGGAAGUCCUGAUAAUUCCUGUAUCUGCAUAUUCAUCAUAUACGUAGUGACUGGAUCACUGUGGAUGCCCUUUUAAAAGACAUGCAUUACGCUGCAUGUGGUGGCUCACACCUGUAAUCCCAGGACUUUGGGAGGCUGAGGCCAGCAGAUCACAAGGUCAGGAGUUCGAGACCAGCCUGGCCAACAUGGUGAAACCCCAUCUCUACUAAAAAUACAAAAAUUAGCUGGGUGUGGUGGCAUGUGCCUGUAGUCCCAGCUACUCAGGAAGCUGAGGCAGGAGAAUCGUUUGAACCUGGGAGGCAGAGGUUGCCGUGAGCCAAGAUUAUGCCACUGCACUCCAGCCUGGGCAACAGGGCGAGGCUCUGCCUCAAAAAAAAAAAAAAAAAAAGACAUGAGUUGCAGUUACAUUAUUCUGUCUCCUCCACUGCCUAUAAAUAAAGUAAUUCUAUAAAAUUAUAAUUUCACCUGAUAGCAUUACAAUCUGUGAUGUUAUCCUACAGAAUUCUGGAUAUCAGGGCAUGUGUCUGCAUUGCAAGAGCUGGGCAACAGACUUCCCUCAGCCGUACCAAGUACAAUGCAAUAUACCUCGUAAAAGAAUUUUGUCUUGUUCAAAAAACGCCAGAAAUUGUCACAAAAAAAUGCCCUGUAUCCAGCUGACUUAUGAACCCACAAAUUUUAGUAUCCAUGCUACAGAUAAAGACCACAAAGCCCUGAAGUUCUUCUUUGGAGGCCUCUGGCAGCUAUGCAAAGCAGUCCACAAGUGGAGAAAGCUACAUUCUACAUUCAUACUGUUCCAUGAGCCACAAAGUUUAGCUAUGCCAACAAAAGCUGUGACCCCCUUCAUAGUAACAGGACCUACUUGUUUCUGAACCACCCAUACAGUGACAACAACCCUCAAGAUUGAAGAAGGCUGAAACAAUAAGGCCUUCAUAAUAGCACAAACCGGAGAAAUGGGAGGCAAGCUGUUCUCAGGAUCAUGACUUGGAGGGUAGAAAAUUUGUCAAGAUUGAUGUGAUACCCACAAGAUCUCUGAAAGACAUAGUCCAUCUUUUCAAGUCAACGUAAGAGGCCUCUGGGAUAAAAAUGGGUAACGUCCAUGGCAUGACUUAUCAGACAGAAAAAAAUGACAAAGGAAGAAGUGCUGAAGCUACUCAACAAAUCCUUCUGUGACUCGAUCAGAAAUUAAAAGUUAAAAAAAAAAAAAAAAAAAA
Gorilla gorilla gorilla (western lowland gorilla) is the source of this 16904-nucleotide messenger RNA. RefSeq names its product zinc finger protein 587 (gene ZNF587). Bases 3546 to 5279 code for a protein of 577 amino acids. Gene Ontology annotation, cellular component: nucleus. Gene Ontology annotation, biological process: regulation of transcription by RNA polymerase II. The transcript is spliced from 3 exons. The record is from RefSeq and is a predicted model, not a curated record. Lineage: Eukaryota; Metazoa; Chordata; Mammalia; Primates; Hominidae. Gene Ontology annotation, molecular function: DNA-binding transcription factor activity, RNA polymerase II-specific; RNA polymerase II cis-regulatory region sequence-specific DNA binding.